This is a messenger RNA of Mastomys coucha (southern multimammate mouse), 1520 nucleotides long. RefSeq names its product pyridoxal kinase-like. The record is from RefSeq and is a predicted model, not a curated record. The transcript has 4 exons. Gene Ontology annotation, molecular function: pyridoxal kinase activity. Lineage: Eukaryota; Metazoa; Chordata; Mammalia; Rodentia; Muridae. Gene Ontology annotation, cellular component: cytosol. Bases 167 to 502 code for a protein of 111 amino acids. Gene Ontology annotation, biological process: pyridoxal 5'-phosphate salvage.
UCGCGGGUUAGCAGCGGGCCCGUUGAGGUCAGAGGAGGCGGGCAGCUCUUCCAAGCCCAGCGCCUGCGCGGGUUUAAAGCGCUCGGAGCCCAGACCGAGCGAGCAGUCAGAGCAGUCCCAGCCCGAGACACCGCCUGGACUCGCGCGCCACUACAGCUUUCCCGGCAUGGAGGGCGAAUGCCGGGUGCUCUCCAUCCAGAGCCAUGUUGUCCGCGGCUACGUGGGCAACAGAGCGGCCAUGUUCCCUCUGCAGGUUUUGGGAUUUGAGGUUGAUGCCGUGAACUCUGUGCAGUUUUCAAACCACACAGGCUAUGCUCAUUGGAAGGGCCAGGUACUGAAAUCCCAGGAACUGCAUGAGCUAUAUGAGGGUCUCAAGGCGAACAGUGUCAAUAAGUAUGACUACGUGCUCACUGGCUACACGAGAGACAAAUCCUUCCUGGCCAUGGUGGUGGACAUUGUGCAGGAGCUGAAGCAACAGAACUCUCGACUCGUGUACGGUUAGUGCCCCGUUAUGCUGCUCCUCUUAGGGCGGGGGACAUGGCUUCUGGCCACCUUCCUGCCUAGCCUUUACCUAUUUUGACUCAUGAGACCUCUAAGGAAAAGCCUUAUAGGCGACAUCAUCAGGAGUAUUGGGAAAUUUUUCAGGGUGACCCCAGGGUUUCCCAUGAAAGGUAUGGGAAGGGAGGGGUUAAUUAUAGAUGAAGGCCUCCUAAGUACCCAAGAUGCUAGAGGUCUGAUCUUAAAGAGGUUGUGUUUGGCUUGAGGCCCCACAUAGGGGAAACUGUUGUGGGGGUGCUGACAAUGUCGGGACAUCAUAUCUAGUUUGUCUGCGUAGUGUGGGGGCACUACCCUGACUACCAGGUAGCAAGGGUCCGUGCAUCACACGGAACAGAAACAGUGUCACCACAUGUUACCAGACUCAUAGUCCAAGGUUGGAUCCUGAGUGCCAGUCUCCCAGGCGUGCGCAGUAGACCUGCCCCUGAAGGCCAAUAGCCCAUUGUUCUGUCCAUGCAGUGGACUGUGGCCCAAAGGGAAGGUACUUCAACCUAGGACAACAUUGUGAGACUCAGGCAGGCCAGGGGGAGGGCACGAUGCCAGGCCAGGCGACCUGAGGUAAUGUGUUCUUGAGACAGAGCUGUGAGCAAUAGUGACUUAAAUAAAAAAUACCCCAAGGACCUAAUUGUCUAGGCAGAGAAGUGCAAGUUUCUAGGGAGCACAUUGUUCUUUCGUUGCCGUGUGCAUUGGAAUAUUUUUUAAAGAUUGAGGGACUAGGGAUGUGGCUGGGUUGGUAGAGCCUUGGAUGGGGCUCAACAUACAUGAAGCUCUGGGUGUGAUACCUAGGAUCACAGACACUGAAUGUGGAGGACUAUGCCUGUAAUCCCAGGACUCAGAGGGUCAGAAGUUCAAGGUCAUCCCAUCUACAAUAGUGAGUUCAAAGCCAGCCAGAGCAAAAUGCGACCUACUCAUCAGUCAAGGGCGCAUACUCCUCUUGCACAAUGCCCAGAGUUCAAUUCCAAGUA